AUGAAACUUUGUUUCAAUGUGAAGGGGGUCCUACUACUUGUAUGUGUGUAUUUGCUUCAUACAAUUGUAGACUCCAAAAAUGUUUCCACUGAUCAAAGCCAAUGUGUGAGAAAAAGGUAUCACAAGUUGAAAGGAGCAUGUUUGCAUUUCUUUCUUUCCACUCCAUGUAACAAUGUCGAUAGUGAUAAAUAUGCUUUAAGGAGGUUAUGGACGUCUGCCAAAUUGUGCAAGCGUGGGAAGUGCAGUAAGAAAAGGCAGAUAACGAACGUCCAAUCUGGUAGAAGUAGUGUCCAAUAUAAUGAAGAUGUAUUCCAAAGGGGAAAUGUUGUGAGCAAUAAAAAAAUGAAAUUAAUAAUUCGCCAACUGAACCGAAGCAAGUGGUACGACUUCAAAUUUUUUUCCCCAGCAAAAGUUAAUUUAUUUUUAAGACUAAAAGAAAGAAAGGAGACCCAUAAUGAAUUAUCAACUUUGAUGCAUUCGAUAAAUUUAGGCGAUGAUAUUUUUAUAACUGCUUUGAGUAAGGAAGACCAAAGGAAGUUAACAGAGCUGCUAUUUCCAUGCCAGUCUGGCGAUUUCUUAACCAUAAAGAAGGAUGAAGAGUACGAGCAGGAGCAAGAAAAUGAGGACAUGAACUCAGGACGGAGAGACGAAGACACUAGGUAUUCUUACAAGCAUUAUCCACUAAAUGACGAUAACAUAAUUGCAAAGGUGUUGAGACGAUACAGGGAAGAACUAAAUAUACGGGACGAUGUGAAAUUUUUAAUUCAUGUGGUGAAGCGCAUUCCCAUUUUUAGUGGAAUAGGUGGAGGGUCGUCUAAUGGAGCUACCCUUUUUUAUUUCUUGGAAAAAUAUUACUACAAAUAUUUAAAAACAAAUCAGUUAGGGAACGAAUUUUUAAAAAGAAUAGGCAGCGACAUAUCCUUUUUCAGCAGCUCCGGUUUUGCCUACUGUACUGGCAAGGGCAAUGAUGUCAUCGAUUUAAGUGAUGCCGAGGCAACAAUUUCGGGGCGCAGAAUAUAUAUUUUUCAAAUCAACGAAGGACUGUCCUCUAGGCUGGUCUAUGAAAAUGUUGAUUAUAACCAGAUAGUGCAGUAUAACCCUGUGAGUUUGUUGAAACAGUUCCUAGUAAACGCGGACAGGUAUAAUAUGGUCAAGCACGUGGAAGAAGCGGAGCGCAGUUAUUUGAGUCGGUUCGUGCCACUGGACGGGACAACUCCAAUGAAUAGUUUUAUAAACGACUUGGAACUUCCUGCGUUUUUUUUACUUAAAAAGUUGAAAUGUUUGAAGGACUUUUUGCUUAAUCAAAACAUUUUCGAUGCUGUAACGAUGAGUGGAAGUGGCUCAUCAUUAUUUGCACUGACAAAAAAUAAUAUGAGUUUAGAUGAGAAGAUGCACGUGAAAAAUAUGAUAAAGCAAGUUCGGGAAAUCUUGCAGGUACCUGUAAAGGUUUAUUUGUGUAGCGCUUUAAGGAAGACUGAGGACCAGUGGUAUAGACCAGGCCAGCUCGGGCAGAGGGUGACCUAG
Messenger RNA from Plasmodium fragile, 1524 nucleotides. RefSeq lists its product as uncharacterized. The transcript has a single exon. NCBI's taxonomy places the organism in Eukaryota, Apicomplexa, Aconoidasida, Haemosporida, Plasmodiidae. The record is from RefSeq and is a predicted model, not a curated record. Gene Ontology annotation, molecular function: 4-(cytidine 5'-diphospho)-2-C-methyl-D-erythritol kinase activity. Gene Ontology annotation, biological process: terpenoid biosynthetic process. Bases 1 to 1524 code for a protein of 507 amino acids.